AUGGCCAAUCGCCAUCCUUCCGAGGCUCCCGCCGCCGACGACUUCCUCGAGCAAAUCCUCGGCCUCCCGAACUUCGCCUCCGCCGACUCCACCCUCGCCGGAGGAACCGGCGCCUCCUCUCUCGCCGCCGCCGCAGCUGCAGCUGCUGCUUCUCCAGCGGCGCCGAUGAUGCUUCAGCUAAGCUCUGACGACGCCUCCGCCGCGUACCUCGUCGGCGCCACCGCAGGUGGUGGUUUCCACCCGUCGCCGGUGUACGAGCUUGGGCUGAGCCUGGAGCAAGGGAAUGGAGGAGGGUUCUUGAAGCCUGAGGAUGCUUCUGGAAGUGGAAAACGGUUUCGUGACGACGUUGUUGAUGGAAGAGUUAAGAAUGUAACAAUCUACUUUUAUUCUUUUUUGUUAACUCACUUAAUCUUCUCCUUCAUUGCUUCCGCAAUUGUGUUGUUGAUUCAAGCCAUCAAAGUACCCAGUGAGGCCAUUCAUGGAGGAUUUCAACUAGUAGCCGAGGCGUUAAGGGCGUGUUUGGAUGUUAUGUUUCAGCUUAUAAUUGAAGGAAUAAGCUUGCUUUUGUCUUCACUCCUUGAUGCUAUUAAAGAAAGCAUCAAAGGUUCAAUGAGUGCUACUGGGUCAGCAAUUGGGGAAGUUGCAGAGAAAUUGAAGACUUCAAUUGAAGAAGGUUUGCAGAAUUUGCCAGAACUAAUUGAGGAACUCGCAGAUUUUGUAUCAAAGGUGAUACAAGAAUUGUGGAACAACUAUGUGGAUUCUGUGGCACAAGUACUGGAGAAUAAUGGUUGA
Molecule: messenger RNA, 792 nt
Organism: Arachis ipaensis
Lineage: Eukaryota; Viridiplantae; Streptophyta; Magnoliopsida; Fabales; Fabaceae
Source: RefSeq, a predicted model, not a curated record